Molecule: messenger RNA, 739 nt
Organism: Cydia fagiglandana
Lineage: Eukaryota; Metazoa; Arthropoda; Insecta; Lepidoptera; Tortricidae
Exons: 1
Coding region: 60-719 (219 amino acids)
Source: RefSeq, a predicted model, not a curated record
CCUAUGUCGGAUGUCACGUGGAUGGGGUGUGUGUUAAUAACCUCAGCUACGCGGAUGAUAUGGUGCUGUUGAGCCCCUCGGUUGGUGCACUACAGAGAUUGGUGAAGAUAUGUGAAACUUAUGCAGUUACCCAUGGGUUAAGGUACAAUACUUCGAAAAGCGAGGUAAUGCAAUUUAAAGCUGGGCCAAAAUCAUACAAAAUGACACCUGUUACCCUUUGUGGUACCGCUUUAAAAGUUGUACAGAAGUUCAAGUACCUUGGCCACUGGGUAACAGAAAACAUGACAGAUAAUGAUGACAUAGAGAGGGAGCGAAGGGCGUUGUGUGUUCGUAGUAACAUGCUGGCCCGCAGAUUUGCUCGUUGUAGUAAUGAAGUGAAGCUAACGCUCUUUAAAGCAUACUGCCAAACAUUCUACACGUGCAAUCUGUGGGUCAGCUUUACGCAGCGGGCAUACAGCGCCCUUCGCGUACAAUACAAUAACGCGUUUAGAGUGCUGUUUGGGCUGCCGCGUUACUGUAGCGCGUCAACUAUGUUUGCCGAGGCGCACACCGAUAGUUUCGACGCAAUAAUUAGAAAACGGUGUGCGUCAUUAGUCGACCGUCUUCGCCACAGCCCAAACAGUAUUCUAAACGUGCUGGCGCAGCGCUGGGACUCGCCUAUGUUCGCGCGCUGGGUGCGGCUGCACGCGCCGCCGGUCGCCGCACCACGCCGCUUUUAGUUGUAAAUAAGUAAUUAUUU